This is a messenger RNA of Megalopta genalis, 3700 nucleotides long. RefSeq names its product ATP-dependent RNA helicase l(1)G0007. NCBI's taxonomy places the organism in Eukaryota, Metazoa, Arthropoda, Insecta, Hymenoptera, Halictidae. Gene Ontology annotation, cellular component: intracellular anatomical structure. The record is from RefSeq and is a predicted model, not a curated record. Gene Ontology annotation, molecular function: RNA binding; 3'-5' RNA helicase activity; ATP binding.
GAGCUGUCAGUCUGACAGUUUGACCACUAAUGUAUAAGAUUUUUGCCAUCUAUGUUGCAGUAUACCUAUGAAUUGCUAUGAAUAUGUAUAGUUGUUGUUUAUCGUAUUAAAAUGGAUAGCUCAAACGAUUCAAGCUUAUAUAGGUUAGAAGGUACUGACAAAAGUCAAGGUGGAGGUUUAAUUAUCCGCAAAAAGCCUUCUGAUCACACAUUUAAGAAGCCUCAGAUGUCUGUUCUGGGUCUUGAUAAGCUUGCAAAACGAAAAAGACAAGAAAAUGCACAAGAGUCGAAUUCGACAAGAUCACACUCACCGGAUUCAGAGGUUAAAGAAAGAAAAUACAGAUCAUAUGCUGAGGAAACACCAACCCAUACUGGUGGAGUAAAUUCUGAAGCACAAAGAAGAUUAGAAUCUCGACUGAAACAUCAGAGACUAAGUGCUCAGGACAAGCAUCACAGGCAUCAUAGAGAGCAUAGUAGAGACAGCGAUUCUCGAAGAAGAGACAGAAGUAGAGAUAGGGACAGAGAUAGAGAUAGGGAUAGAGAAAGAGAGAAGAGUAGAAGCAGAGGCAGUGUUAGACAAACGCCUUUGAGAUUCAAAGAUGAACCGCAGACGCCAGUAUUUAAAACAAAAGAUCCAACAUCCAGAAGUAAUUGGGACGAUGAUGAAGAUGAAGAACCAAGAAAGUCAAGUUGGGAUCAUCCAACACCGAAUCUUUAUAGCAACAGAGACAGCCGUGAAAGUACUAGAAGUGAAUUCACUCCUUCGUAUAAAUAUAAUUCUUGGAAUAAAGAUAAAGCCAGUGGUGCUACUCCCAUGGUAGACGGAGAAGAAAAAGAGUUGUGGGAAGAAGAACAACAGAGAUUGGACAGGGAAUGGUAUGCCUUAGAUGAUGGAGAGAACCAUGCAUUUGCUGACGUGUCCGAGGAGUAUACACGUAAAAAGGAAAUGGAACUCGAGGCAAAAAGACAAAAACGUCUCUCUGCGCAACAAAGGCAAAUAAAUAAGGAUAAUGAAUUGUGGGAGCGUAAUAGAAUGUUAACAUCUGGAGUUGUAAGUUCAUUAGACCAUGAUGACGAUCCUGAUGAUGAGGGUGAAACUAGAGUGCACCUCUUGGUUCACAAUGUUGUCCCACCAUUUUUAGAUGGUCGAAUUGUAUUCACUAAACAGCCUGAACCUGUAGUACCUGUACGUGAUCCCACUUCUGAUAUGGCUCUUGUUGCAAGGAAAGGUUCAGCAUUAGUACGGGCAUACCGUGAACAGAAAGAGCGGCGUAGAGCUCAGAAAAAACAUUGGGAGCUAGCUGGAACUCAUAUUGGAAACAUUAUGGGUGUUCGUGAUAGGAAUAAAGAAGACAAAGAAGAACCAGGACAAGAGCACGAUUUUAAAGCUGGUCAGAAAUACGCUCGCCACAUAGGAGCUGAUGAAGUUACAGGAGAAGCUAAAUACAGAACUAUUCAACAUCAAAGGAGAAGCCUACCUGUGUUUGCGGUACGCCAAGAACUGUUAAACGUUAUUAGAGAAAACAGUGUUGUAGUUAUAAUUGGAGAAACUGGUAGUGGAAAAACAACACAAUUAACACAAUAUCUCCAUGAAGAUGGAUAUAGCCGUAAUGGAAUAAUUGGGUGCACGCAACCUAGAAGAGUAGCAGCUAUGUCUGUAGCUAAAAGAGUUUCUGAUGAGAUGGCUACUAGCUUAGGAGAUAAAGUUGGCUAUGCUAUUCGUUUUGAAGAUUGUACUUCAAAAGAUACUGUUAUUAAGUAUAUGACUGAUGGUAUUUUAUUGAGAGAAAGUUUAAGAGAAGGAGACUUGGAUCGAUAUAGUGUCAUCAUUAUGGACGAAGCUCACGAGAGAUCUUUAUCUACCGAUGUGUUAUUUGGUUUGCUCAGAGAAGUUGUAGCUAGGAGGCACGAUUUAAAAUUAAUCGUAACAUCCGCUACUAUGGAUUCCAGUAAAUUCUCGGCGUUUUUCGGAAAUGCUGCGACGUUUCAAAUUCCAGGUCGCACAUUCCCAGUAGAAAUAUUACACGCAAAGAACGCAGUAGAUGACUAUGUAGAUGCUGCUGUAAAACAGGUGUUGCAAAUACAUUUACAACCACGUUCUGGCGAUGUAUUGGUAUUCAUGCCUGGUCAAGAAGACAUUGAAGUCACCUGUGAAGCGUUGAAAGAGCGAUUAGCCGAAAUCGAAUCAGCUCCACUACUUUCUAUUCUACCAAUCUAUUCACAAUUACCCUCAGACUUGCAGGCUAAGAUCUUUCAGCGUUCUGAAGGAGGUCUGCGAAAAUGUGUUGUGGCUACCAAUAUCGCAGAAACUUCGUUGACCGUAGACGGUAUUGUAUUCGUCGUUGAUUCUGGAUACUGCAAGCUAAAGGUUUACAAUCCACGAAUUGGUAUGGAUGCUUUACAAGUGUAUCCUGUGUCUAGAGCUAACGCUGAUCAACGAGCUGGAAGAGCAGGACGUACUGGUCCUGGCACAUGUUUUAGAUUAUACACCAGAAGGCAAUACUUAGACGAGUUACUUCUAACUGGAGUCCCAGAAAUACAGCGAACCAAUCUUGCUAACACUGUGUUACUGUUGAAAUCUUUGGGUGUGCAGGAUUUAUUAGCGUUUCAUUUCAUGGAUCCUCCUCCUCAAGACAAUAUAUUGAAUUCGUUGUAUCAGCUAUGGAUCUUGGGCGCUUUGGAUCACACAGGACGUCUUACGCCUUUAGGACGUCAAAUGGCAGAGUUUCCUUUGGACCCUCCCCAGUGCCAAAUGUUAAUAGUGGCUUCCCAACUGGGAUGUACUGCUGACAUACUUAUCAUAGUUUCAAUGUUAUCAGUGCCGUCGAUAUUCUAUAGACCCAAAGGGCGCGAGGAGGAUUCUGAUUCAGCGAGGGAGAAGUUCCAAGUACCAGAAUCCGAUCAUUUGACGUACUUAAACGUAUACAAUCAGUGGAAAACAAAUGGCUAUUCGAGUUCAUGGUGUAACGACCAUUUCAUUCAUGCGAAAGCCAUGCGUAAAGUAAGAGAAGUGCGACAGCAACUUGAAGAGAUUCUAAAGCAGCAGAAAAUGGAGGUUGUGAGCUGUGGCACAGACUGGGAUAUCGUUCGGAAGUGCAUUUGUUCGGCAUAUUUCCACCAAGCAGCCAGACUGAAGGGUAUUGGCGAAUACGUUAAUUGCCGUACCGGAAUGCCAUGCCAUCUCCAUCCAACUUCCGCUUUGUUUGGUAUGGGAUUCACACCGGAUUAUGUGGUGUACCAUGAGCUUGUUAUGACGGCUAAAGAGUACAUGCAGUGUGUCACUGCCGUUGACGGACACUGGCUUGCCGAGUUAGGUCCUAUGUUCUUCAGCGUGAAGGAAACUGGAAGAAGCGGACGAGCGAAGAGACGAAAAGCGAUGCAGCAUUUGCAUGAAAUGGAAGGACAAAUGAAGGAAGCAGAGGAGGAGAUGAAAGCUAGAGCUCAGGAACAACUGGAACGUGAGCAGGCUUCUAUCAGAAAAAAAGAAAUAUUAACACCUGGUAUCAGGGAGCCAGGAACUCCAGCACCUUACCGUAAAACUCCAGGCAGAUUAGGAUUGUAAUUACCAUCUGAAUGUGUAUAUAUGAAGAAUGACGUAUUACACCACUUAUAAUGUUCUUGCAAUGAAAUUACGUGAAUUGUCACGUACUAACUUAUUUUAUUUUACAUAUUGUGAAAAAUAAAAUAUUCAAUAAUACAAA